Eupeodes corollae is the source of this 4391-nucleotide messenger RNA. RefSeq names its product potassium voltage-gated channel protein Shaker (gene shaker). Gene Ontology annotation, cellular component: voltage-gated potassium channel complex; membrane. Gene Ontology annotation, biological process: protein homooligomerization; potassium ion transmembrane transport. The coding region runs from base 1988 to 4384 and encodes 798 amino acids. Gene Ontology annotation, molecular function: protein binding; delayed rectifier potassium channel activity. NCBI's taxonomy places the organism in Eukaryota, Metazoa, Arthropoda, Insecta, Diptera, Syrphidae. The transcript is spliced from 11 exons. The record is from RefSeq and is a predicted model, not a curated record.
AAAAAACAAUAUAUGGUCACCUUAUAUACAAUCAUGCAUGUCGCACAUAUUUACCUUUAGGUAUCUUUGUUUAUUUAAAAUAUAAACAAACUAUUUAAUUUGGUAAGGUAAAAAGCUAUUAUCAUUGUGAAACAAAAAGAGAAAGAAAAAACAAAAAUUAAAAUAAAUAACACAUGAAAAACACAAUUGCGAAAUUUUAUUCGCAUGUCCUUUUCACCACAUACACCCAAAUACCUUCCUCUCUUAUUCUACUCGUCAUCGGUGGUAGGUAGGUAUCUCUACUUCUACAGUAGUGCGGUUUGGUAUGGCGAUGGCGAAUAACGCUACCACAACCGGAAACAACACCCGGAUCAUAAUCAUUGCUAAAAACUAGCAUAGUACGACGAACACAGAGAGCAAACCCGAAAAAAUAUAUUCACAUUCCCUUCUUCUCUGGUUCUAUAAAACUGAAAAAAAAAAAAAUAGUACACAAGCAUAAAUCCCAUCAACAUCGUCCUUGUUGUCGUCGUCGUCAUCAUCAUCGUCAUCGUUGCCAUCUACCAUGAAAAUCGAAACCAUACCAUAACACUCAUACAACUUAAUAAUAAGGAAAGAAAUGCUGCUGUGUGUACACAUCAGCAGGACACGAUUUCAAAAACUAUACACUCUUUCAUCCUGUGCCGUGCCGACUACUCUACGACUAGCAACGUUAUACCAGUCCAGCCAGCAGCAGCAGAAGCAGAAGCAGAACCAGCACCAGCAGCAACCACGACACGACGAACAGCACAAGAACAAAACACAAACCUAUAGCAAAAGGACAAAAGCAAAAACAAAAUAAAAAGAAAUAAAAUAAAAGAAAAAACUACUACUACUAAAAAAAGGAUAUGGGUAUAUUUCGAAUUCGGUUGCUCCACUUGACUAACGAUAUUUCAGUUAGUUAGUUGAUGGUUACGAAACGUCGUUACAAGUAACCCCAAAGACCGUUAAAUGUAAAAAUUUUUCAAAAAAAGCAACACAAAAAUAAAAAUAGCAAAUGACAGUUGUUUGAAGGUGAUGGUGGUGAUGUGUCAAGUGAAUAUGUGCGCUCUUCAAAUGAAUUCAAAAUGAACUCUCCGUCUCUGCUCUGCGCUUAGUGCGUGCAGAGAAAGUGCAAGUGAUGUUUUGAAAAAUCUAAAAUUUUAUACUUGAAAAAGAAAAUAGAAAAUUUAACAAUAGUUAAAAUGUGACUACUUUUUUGAAAGGAUUUUAAUAUUUUAAAUAAAAAAAUAACGAUGACGCUUGCUCGAUGUGUACCAACCCUACGCAUUGUGACAUUGUGAUGGUAGAUCCUUAAAUGAGUCAUAUUCAAAACAGAUAAAUGCUUUUUUGAACGACGGUUUUUGAAUUUUUACUUAUACCUAUUUACAUUUGAAAUUGCAACUGUUGCUGAUGCGCGUUCAAAACCCAACAUCAUAUGUGUGGUGUGUGCCUGUGCACUUCUUGUUUCUAGUGAACGUCCUGACUUAAGUCUGUGAUUCUAAAAAUAAAGUUUCAACGGUCUUUCAAAAUUAAAAUCUGUAAUAUAAAAUUAUAAAAUACAAAAUUGCUUUUUUUGAAGAGAUGCUAAAUCUAUGUACCUACUUUACCCUCAUAUAAUUAAUCAGUGCACAAAAUUUUAAACCAAAAAAUAAAACAAAAUCAAAAACAACAACAACAACAAUUUUUGACACUUUUUUAUAAUAUUGCAACAGUUGCUUGCGCGCUUUUGAUAUUCCAAUGCAUUUUUGAAAAUUGUUUUUGUUUAGAUAUAAAAAAAUAUUAAAUAAUGCUUAGUACUAAAUUAUAUACUCGCUUAAUAGUGUUCAAAAAGUAAAUUCAUAAGAAACUGUGAUAAAUUAGUGGCUUUCCAGUAUUUUUGGAACAAUUUUUCGGUUUUGCUAAAAUAUAAAAUUUAGGUUUAAGAAACAAAUAAAAACAAAACAAAAAUAUAUAAUUAUUAAAUCAAAAUAUAAAAUAUUAAAAAGAAAUAAUGGGUGCCCCUGGUUGUGGAACUUGUGAAUGUUGCAGUAGUUGCACUUCAACAACAGCAACCAGUCAAAGACAGGCGCGCCAACAGCAACAUGCAACCAAUGCUGACCAACAGAAUAACAACAAUGCUGAUGCUGUUCCUCAACAUAUCCCAGCUCAACCACCAUCACAACAACAACAACAAUUAAAUCAACCCCAACAACAGCACCAACAACAACAACAACAACAACGUGAAUCAAAUUUGCUAAAUAAUAACCAUAUCUAUGUGAAUCCAAAUUCAUAUGACCUCAACACUAACAUUACCACUACCACCAAUAUACCGAUUAUCAUAGACGAAAAUCAGUUGAACAAUAAUCACCUUAGCCGUCAAUUGACUUCGACCACCUUGAAUACCCUGAAUACAUAUCAGUUCCCUUGCGAAAAGGGGGCCGGGACUGGGAGCAUUGCAACAGACCUUGACAGCAAUUUCAGCCAGUAUGACGAUUGGGCUGGGGGUGGUGUCGGUGUCGGUGGUGCUGGAGGUCGUGGGACCGAGAAAAAGAAGCGCAGACUUUUUGGCACCGUUGGUGGUGGUCGCAAGAAAGGAACAACGGCGACAACGGUCGGUAAACAAGGCACCAUAAAGGAGCAAACGCCCAAGGAGAAAAAGGCGGCAAAAAAGUCAUCAGGGCCGCCACCGAGUAGCAUGCGCGCACAGGCAGGUGGCGGUGGCGGUAAGCAGUUGGACGAUCCUUUGAUGCAGCGGCCCAGACGACAUAAGUCAUCGUCAAAGAAAAAGGAUUCAAUGGAAAAGUCUUUACCCAAAUUGAGCAGUCAAGACGAAGAAGGGGGGGCUGGUCAUGGAUUCAGCGCAGGACCUCAGCACUUUGAACCCAUUCCUCAUGACCACGAUUUUUGUGAAAGAGUCGUAAUAAAUGUAAGCGGGUUGAGGUUUGAAACACAACUACGAACGUUGAAUCAAUUCCCUGAUACGCUGUUAGGGGAUCCAGCUCGGAGAUUACGGUACUUUGACCCGCUAAGAAAUGAAUAUUUUUUUGACCGUAGUCGGCCGAGCUUCGAUGCAAUUUUAUACUACUAUCAAAGCGGUGGUCGGCUGCGAAGGCCGGUCAAUGUCCCUUUAGAUGUAUUUAGUGAAGAAAUUAAAUUUUAUGAAUUAGGUGAUCAAGCAAUUAAUAAAUUCAGAGAGGAUGAAGGCUUUAUUAAGGAGGAAGAAAGACCCCUGCCGGAUAAUGAGAAUCAAAGAAAAGUCUGGUUACUAUUCGAGUAUCCAGAGAGUUCGCAAGCCGCCAGAGUUGUAGCCAUAAUUAGUGUAUUUGUUAUACUGCUAUCAAUUGUUAUAUUUUGUCUAGAAACAUUACCCGAAUUUAAGCAUUAUAAGGUGUUCAAUACAACAACAAACGGAACAAAAAUCGAGGAAGACGAGGUGCCUGACAUAACAGAUCCUUUCUUCCUUAUAGAAACAAUAUGUAUUGUAUGGUUUACCUUUGAACUUAGCGUCAGGUUCUUCGCAUGUCCGAAUAAGUUAAAUUUCUGCAGGGAUGUGAUGAAUGUUAUCGAUAUAAUCGCAAUCAUUCCUUACUUUAUUACAUUAGCGACUGUUAUUGCAGAGGAGGAAGACACGUUAAACCUCCCGAAAGCACCUGUUAGCCCACAGGACAAGUCAACGAAUCAGGCUAUGUCCUUGGCUAUUUUACGAGUGAUACGAUUAGUUCGAGUAUUUCGAAUAUUUAAAUUGUCGAGGCACUCGAAAGGCUUGCAAAUUUUAGGACGAACACUUAAAGCCUCAAUGCGAGAACUAGGUUUACUUAUAUUUUUCUUAUUCAUAGGCGUCGUUUUAUUCUCAUCUGCCGUAUAUUUUGCGGAGGCUGGCGCCGAAAUGUCCUUCUUCAAAUCAAUACCAGAUGCAUUUUGGUGGGCUGUGGUCACAAUGACCACAGUUGGAUACGGUGACAUGAGACCGGUCGGCGUUUGGGGAAAAAUUGUGGGAUCACUAUGUGCCAUUGCUGGUGUAUUGACAAUCGCACUUCCAGUACCAGUCAUCGUCAGUAACUUCAAUUACUUUUAUCACAGAGAAACGGAUCAGGAGGAGAUGCAGAGCCAAAACUUCAACCAUGUUACUAGUUGUCCAUACUUACCUGGUACAUUAGGUCAACAUUUAAAAAAAUCAUCACUGUCUGAAUCCUCAUCGGAUAUGAUGGAUUUAGACGAUGGUGUAGAUUCAACGCCGGGACUGACUGAACAUCCUGGACGUCAAGCUCCAUUUUUAGGAGCACAACAGUCGAUUGAUAAACAACAACAAAUCAACCAACAGAAUGGUUUUAAACAGCCUCUUGGGAGUAAUAACUUAACGUUACGGCAUAAUAGUGCAUUAGCAGUCAGUAUCGAAACCGACGUUUGACUACUGG